AUGCUCCCAAGGCGCGGCCAGAACCGCUGGCUCGUCGUCUGCGCCGGCUUCCUCUCCGUCCUGCUGCUCGUCGUCUACUAUGGCGACAACGGCGGCGCCUCGCUCCGGCGCAUGACGUCGACGUCGUGGGCCGGCACCGACACGACAGCCACGGCCCUCUCGAGACUGCAGCCGCCGCACACGGGCGCCGCCGAGCUCGAAAUCGUCAUUGCCGCCACCAAGCAGGAAAACGUCACCUGGCUCGCCGACUACCUGCUCGACUGGCCCAAGAAUAUAUACGUCGUCGACGACACCCGUGCCGCGUUGACGGUCCCGCAGAACAAGGGCCGCGAGGCCAUGGUUGUGCUCACGUACAUCAUCGAUCGGUACGACACCCUCCCCGCCAACGUGCUCUUCCACCACGCCCAUCGCUUCCAGUGGCACAACGACGAUCCCGACUACGACGCCCUGCAGCUGCUGAAGCGCUUCCGCGUCGCCCACCUGCAGGAGCACGGCUACGUCAACCUGCGCUGCGCCUGGAUCCUCGGCUGUCCCGUCGAGAUCCGGCCCAUCGUCGACGCCGACAGCGCCCCGGAGAACGACAUCCCUACCGCCAAGCACAUUUACAGCCGCGCCUUUGCCGACCUGUUCCCCGGCGUUGACGUGCCCCCCGAGGUCGGCGUGCCCUGCUGCUCCCAGUUUGGCGUCACCCGCGACGCCAUUCGCGCCCGGCCCCGCGAGGACUAUGUCCGCUUCCGCGAGUGGCUCAUGGCCACCGAGUUGGACGAUGCCAUUAGCGGCCGCGUGUUUGAAUAUGGGUGGCACAUCAUCUUCAACAAGAAGGCUGUCCACUGCCCGCACGCCGGCGACUGCUACUGCAAGCAGUACGGCAUGUGCGACAGGCUCGACUGCGACGAGGAGGGCUGUGCCGGGCAGUACAACCUCCCACAGUAUUCCAAUCUCCCCAAGGGCUGGCCCAUGUUUGGGUGGGAUGGCGAGGACAGGCAUUGGAGCGGCGAGCUGUGA
This is a messenger RNA of Cordyceps militaris CM01, 1005 nucleotides long. RefSeq lists its product as uncharacterized. Lineage: Eukaryota; Fungi; Ascomycota; Sordariomycetes; Hypocreales; Cordycipitaceae. The transcript has 3 exons. The record is from RefSeq and is a predicted model, not a curated record. Bases 1 to 1005 code for a protein of 334 amino acids.